This is a messenger RNA of Pogona vitticeps (central bearded dragon), 5726 nucleotides long. The record is from RefSeq and is a predicted model, not a curated record. Lineage: Eukaryota; Metazoa; Chordata; Lepidosauria; Squamata; Agamidae.
AUGAGCCAGCUGGAACAAAGUCACCAACGUUCCCGGAUGCAUCAGGUUACAGAAGUUUCCCUUCCAGAGGUCAAAGCCAAAACCGAUCACUCUCUGCCCUCUGACAUCAACAAUUUCCCAUUCUCUAUGUUUAUGAGGUCUCACUUCCAGGAAAUGAUCAUGCCAGCCCUUGGGCAACCUCUACAGCAGCCUCUGACUCGACUGAAUGCUGAGCAGAAGCAGAUUGCUCUGCAGCUGAACAAAUUGAUCCUGCGGUUCAUCAAUGACAAGGAACUGGAGAGCUGGCAAGAAGAGGUUCUGGGGAAUUAUAUAGCGAGUCGAGGACUGGGUAGCCCCUCCCUUCGCAAUGAAGUGCUGUGUCAGGUGGCCACACAGGUGUGGAAGAAUCCUGACCUGGAGCAGGGCCAGCGAGGUUGGGUGCUGAUGGCGGUGCUCCUGGGAUCCUUCACACCUUCUCCUGCUCUGGAGAAGCCCCUUCUAAAGUUUGUGUCCGAUUUUGGGCUGGAGGGAUACAAUGGCAUGUGCCAGCAUAAACUCCUGAUGUCCAUGAAGGAGAUGGAAAGCGAUCCAGAAGUGUCCCGGAGCUUUCCUCCUACUCGGCUGGAGUGGACCACCAAUCAGAGGAGAGGCAGGAUGAUGCUGGAUGUCUACACCUAUAAAGAAGAGAGGCUUUCUGCUGAAGUGGAGUCAUGGACAACAGGAGAACAAUAUGCUGGCUGGAUUCUGAGUUCAAGGGGCCUGGAAACAGUUCCCCGUGGCUGGUCUGUAUCCAUGUUCACAGACCAGGUGUGGCAUGACCUACCAGGCUGUGACUUUGUGCUGGAUCUCAUUGGACAAAUAGAAGAAAGCAACUGGCCCUCUGAUUCCACCCCAGAAUAUCCCAUAACCCCAGAAUGGGAUAAAAGCUCCUUCGAACACAAGGCUUCAGAUAGGACAUUCUUGAACAUACCUCCAGCACCAAACAUUAAGGCUCCUUCCUUCCCUCCUCCAUCCCUGCCUCCAGAUUUUGACAGCAGUGCCCACUCAGGGUCAACCACCAGUUCAAGAUCCACGAGAGAGCUUGAUUACUAUGUGGAUGACCUCUUUAGGCCACUGUCCAGGGCUCAUCUGUCGGAUAUGGAGAAUGAGGGAGGUUUGACAGAACGCAUGAAAGGAGGUGGCAAAAUCGGGCCGAAUCAGCAGGCAGGCUUUCCAGGCUACUCAGGGAUGAUGACUGUGCCAGCUUACCCAUCUGUCAUGGGGGGAAUGAUGCCUACAACGAUGCCAGUCAUGUCUGGGCUAGGUGGAAUGGGAGCCAUGCCAGCUAUGGUUAUGCCACAGCCUCAGCCUGUGGUGCCGUCGGUGGAUCCCAACCAAAUGGCAGCACAACAACAAGCCUUCAUCAACCAGCAGGCCUUGCUUCUGGCUCAGCAGAUGACUCUUCAAGCCAUGACAAUUUCCCAGCAGCAGCGAGAGCGACAAGAUCUGCAAAGGGAGAGGUCCCUGGAGUCCUCAAGACCAAGGCGAUCAUCAUCAUGGAAGAGGUCCCCUGAAUUUCCAAGGUCACGGAGAGCUUCGCCACCAAGUUCACCUGAAUUUCCAAGGCCAAGGCGAGCCUCACCAAAGAGGAGGUCACCAGACUCUUCAAGGCCAAGAUAUGCAUCUCCCCAGCGGAGAUCUCCUAAACUGUCAAGAGCAAGGCAAGGGGCACCAAGACAGAGGUCACCGGAGGAAUCAUCAAGGACAAGGCGAACAGCAUCACAGGAGCAUUUUCCUGAAUCUUCAGGGCAAAGACAAAAUUCCAACUUCACUAACAAAGAUGUCUCAGUGCCUGACUUACCCGCGUCUCCACUCAAGCCACCAGCACUGAUCCAGAUUUUUAAAGAAGAACUGUACCCAGACGUGAAGGCAGACUCCCUUUCUAAAGGGAGUUUCCAGAAGAAGGUUGAGUUUUUCCAGAAAAUCGGGCAGCAUGUGGAGACUCCUGUGAAGAAAGAAACUCCCCCUUCCAACAAGUGGAGUCGUCCAAAACCACUGCAACCAGAGGAACAAGAGAGGCCUCAAACAGCAAGCUCAGAACCAAGUUCAGGAUUGACACCUCCUACACAGAAGAAAACUGAACCAACCCACGAGAUACGGAGCAUUGUCCAAACACGUCCACUCCCACCACCAAAACCUGACAAGCCUCUUAGAAAUGUCUCAAAGCCCUUUGUGAAAAAGAAGGAUCCAAAGGAGGAGGCUCUGGCAAAGCUGGGGAUGGUGGGAUUGAGUCCUUCACCGCUCCAGUCAGGACUAUUUGCAGAGUUAUCCAGUGAGCUACCUUCUGCAUCGCCUGAGAGGAACUCUCCUCCUCCACAAGCACCACCUGCCAAGCUGUCCAGCUCCAUCAAGGAAAAACAGCUGCCCCUCAUGAAUCUCUUUGCUCGACCCUCACCCAUCUAUCCUCCAGCUUCAGCUUCUGAGCUUCCUCCCCCCACUGCGCCACUGCUGCCCCCACCUCCACCAUCCUUUCCUUCAGAGAAAACCACCGUGGAAAAAACUAGCUUGAAAGGCUCAGGUAGGACAAUGAUGGACGAUGCCCAUGUGAAAACUCAGCUCAUCAAUCUCUCUCCUAGUGUCGGCUUCUCCUAUGUUAACCCCAGUUGGAAACUCUUCCUCCGCAAAGAGGUUUUUUAUCCCAAGGAAAAUUUCAGUCAUCCUUAUUGCUUGAAUCUGUUAUGUGACCAAAUCAUCAGAGACACAUACUCAGAGUCAUGCGUGCGGAUCUCCAGAGAGGAGAGGCGUAAGAUGAAAGACCUGCUAACGAGCUUCAAGGUAGGCUUGGAUGCCAGCUCCAUUCCAGAAGAUGGAAUAAAGAAGAGGAUUGUGGUGGCUGCUCGGGAUAACUGGGCCAAUUACUUCUCUCGCUUUUUCCCAGUUAAGGGAGAAAAUGGGAGUGAUGUUCAGAUUCUGGGUGUUUCUCACCGAGGCUUGCAGCUGUUGAAGAAAGAGAAAGCAGCCAACUUCAGUCCAGAGCAUCUGAAAAUCCUUUGCAGCUACAGUUACGCAGAUGUGCUGUCCUUAGAAUUGAUGGGCAGGAACACUCUUCAGUUCUCUCUGAAGAGCGAGCAGCUCAUUCUUAUUUCUCCAAAGGCCUGUCAGAUUAAGGUCAUGGUGGAGCUCUUCCUGCGUGAACUGAAACAGGACUCCAACUAUGUGGUUGCUCUGCGCAGCUACAUAACCGAUGACAAGAGCCUCCUAAGCUUCAAGAGAGGUGACUUCAUCCGGCUGAUGCCUAUGGAGGGUCUGGAGCAAGGUUGGCAGUUUGGUUCCAUCGGUGGUCGCUCUGGCCUUUUUCCUUCUGGCUUGGUGCAGGUUGUGGCUGCUCCUGAUUAUCUCAACCUCUGUGUGAAUCGACAGGAAGAGGUCAGGAAGAGCCUAAGAAAGAACAGGAAGGAGAGUAUCAGUAGCAAAGAGAACUCUGCGUCUAGCAUGGUGUCAGAAAUCACAGACACUAGCACAACAACCAACACCCCUGACAUGUGCCACUACACUAUGGCAGAGUUUGCCACAGCGCACUUCCGGGAUGCUCAGCUCAUGCUAGGUUUGAAGGGCAUGAAUAAUGCUGGGCAGAAGAACCCUGCUGUCUUGGUUCAGCAUACAAAGGUACCAAUCCAGGGAUCACUCCUCUUCUACUCUGAUGACGAGAUGAAUGACCUGGCGACAAAAACAUUUCUGACCGUGAUGAGGUUCAUGGGAGACCAGCCAGGCAUCAAGAAACACCAUGAGGUUGACCAUAUCUACGAGAUUCUCCAGCUCUGCAAGGAGAAGAAGAGUCUGCAUGAUGAAGUUUACUGCCAAGUCAUCAAACAGAUUACCAAGAACCCCCGGCAAGACAGUUGCCACCGUGGCUGGCAGCUCCUGAGCCUCCUGACUGGCUACUUCCCACCGUCCAGCACUUUGAUGCCUUAUGUCACCAAGUAUCUGCAGCAGGUCGGUGCGGAUAGUUCCAGCCUCUGGCAAGAAUUAGCCUGGACUUGCCAGAGGAACCUGAGAAAAAUAAUCCAGAAUGGAGGUCGCCGACACUUGCCAUCCCCUAUAGAGAUGGCAGCAUUUCUGAAGGGACAUAUCUCUCGUCGGAUAUUAGUCAACCUACCUGGAGAUCAAAGAUAUUCCAUGAAGAUUAAAACAUUCACACUUGCAGAAGAUCUGUUGAAGGAAAUCACUGAGCUGAUGGGAGUCGUAGAACCAGAGGAGAUUCAGGAGUUUGCUCUCCUUGUCAGCAGAGAUGAUGGUAAGAUGGCACGGCCCUUGCACCACAGGGACUACGUUCAUGACUAUGUAAUAGAGGAUAAUUCGGUGGUGCUGAAUUUCUGCAGGAUGACCUGGAAGAUACCUCUACACUUUGAGAAUGAGAAUUACAUCAACAUUCACUAUAACCAGGUGCUGCAGAAUUAUAUGACAGGGAAGCUACUCUUGCAUGACACGGGUCGGCUGCAGGAGCUGGUGGGUACCUUAGCUGUGUUCCAGCACUGGGCCAAAGGAGCUGCAUCAACCCCUUCCAUGCAAGAGCUGAUCAACUACAUUCCUGCUCCUGUGGCCCACCUCAUCAGCCUGGAGAUCAUUCAAACCUCUGUUUCUUAUCAGCUGCAACAUGGGAAACGCCUUCAGCAACAGGAGGCAAAAAUAAAUUUCAUUGAGCACAUGGUCCAGCUGCCAUUUUUUGACUACAAUAUAUACCCAGUGGAGAGAAUGAGCAUAUCUGGGUUGCCCAUGCCGUGCUUUGUAGGAGUGAACCAGGAGCAAAUCAUUGUAGUGGAUGAGAAAUUCCAGAAGCUGCACUGCCAAAUUCCACUGAGGGAGAUCUGCUACAUGCGAACCUUGCGCUUGCUGGAUGAAUGUGGCUCUCCCGGCCUGGAGGUGAACUAUGGCUCAGUUGAAGAUCCCAAAACAAUUUGGUUCGAACUGAAACAGGCGAAAGAGUUGUACCAUACAAUUGCCAUCAUCAUUGCCAAAGAAGCAAGAGAGUCAGUGGUUUAGAAGCAGCCCAUGGAAGAGCCAAGGAAUGUAUUUUCUUCCCCUACCUCUGAAGUAAUUAAUUCUCCAGUUCCUCUUUAUAUGUACCACAUAUAUCCCAUUUCACCAAGCAGCCUUAAACUUUGGGCCCCUACAAUAGGUGUAGCACCAGUGCUUCCUUUUACAUUACACAUCAUGUAUCCAGUGAAGCUGCACAUCCCUGUCAGCUUUUUGGAGUGACGUGUAUUUGCUGUAAGAAGAACCAGAUUCACAAAAACAGUGUGGGUUCUCACUCCAUGCUUGUACGGAAAAGACUUAGGCUAAUACUCCAUCUACAGGUUGUCAUGGUAUUAGAUAUUUUUCCUGGGAUUUUUUUUGUACUAAGGUACAAGACCUGCCGUGACAGAAGUGAAUCUCUCUUUGAUGUCAGCUUAUUUAAUUAGUGUUUAUAUUUAAACAUGUUUGAAAAAAUUACUAUUUAAUUGUAAUUAAGUAAUAAUAUAAAAGUAUGGUUUGAAUCUUAAAUCAAAUACAAGCAUGUUUCUUCCCAAUGGGAAUAGCAGUAAAAAUGCUCAUUAAGAUGGGCAACCUUUGUGGGGAUUCAGGUAUGACUAAAAUAUACCUCAAGUCAGAGGUAUUUUUAAAAAUAAAAAAUUAAUUAGGGCUCAUAGAAUUUGUAUGUACUUCGAGUAGAUUUUAUCAGAUAACACGCAGCCACUGAAAAGUGUUAUUCAAAAAUAAAUUUCUGCAUA